Molecule: messenger RNA, 945 nt
Organism: Prorocentrum cordatum
Lineage: Eukaryota; Dinophyceae; Prorocentrales; Prorocentraceae
Source: the annotation of a GenBank genome assembly
AUGCAGUUCGAAUGUCCUUGCCAUAGGUACACGGGCCAGACCUCCACUGGCGAGGUGUCCGGCACGCAGGCGGUAGACUUUUCCAGCCUGGGCCACGAUUUCUUUCCGGAGGGCUCCGAGCAGAGGCAGUGGCUGAAUACCUAUUCUGUCGGAGUCCGAAGGGCGCUCCGGAGGGCGAAGGCGGCGGGCCUGAAGGCCUACUGGUGGGUAGACUUGUUGGUCUUGCCCACGGCCGUGAUAGACGCGUUCCCCAAUGCCACCAACAUCAACGGAACGCUAGUGUGGAACGAGGCGUCUCGGCAGCUGCUGGCCACGUUGGUGCACGAGGCCUUCACGAAGUUUCCAGAAUGUGAUGGUUGGGUCGUCCGCACAGGCGAGACGUACGUCUACGACACGCCGUACCACAGGGGAAACAACCCUCUUGACGGCUCCAUCGACAGCUGGGUGUCCUUCGUCACUGUACUGAGCGAGCUGGUCAACGACAAGUACGACAAGGAUCUGGUCAUCCGCAGCUGGCGAUCGUGGCCGAGCAAGAAGGAGUGGUAUGUCAACAUGACGAACCGCGUCCCCACGCACCCGAAACUGUACUUCUCGAUCAAGCAUUCCUCGGACGACUUCAAGCGCCCAGCCACCUGGAAUGAGAUGCUCGGAGAAGGCAGGCACGCGCAAAUCGUGGAGGUGCAGCUGCAGCGCGAGUACGAGGGCAAGGGCGCCUACCCCAACUACGUCAUGCACGGCGUGAUCGACGGCUUCCCAGAGAUGAAGAACAGAUCCGGCCUGAGCAGCAUCAUCGACAGCCCUGUGGUGCGUGGUCUGUGGACUUGGAGCCGGGGGGGCGGCUGGUGGGGCCCCUACAUUCACGGCCGCGAGCAGUGGAUCGACCUGCACGCCCAGGUGCUGACCAGGUGGUGGAAGGCGGGCGGCAGCAAGACCGAGGAGCAGGUC